AUGUUAUUGACAUCUUGUCUUCAGGUUGCUGCUGUGCUAAGCAUAGUAUCAGCAUCACCAAUGAGUGAUUCAUUUUUCAAGGCAGAAAGUGAUCCAAAUUAUAAUGUUGUUCCAUUUUAUCCAACUCCACAAGGUGGUCGUAUUGAAGAUGGGAAGUGGCAAGCUGCUUACCAUCGUGCAAGACAAUUAGUUGAUCAAAUGACUGUUGUGGAAAAGGUUAAUUUAACCACUGGGAUAGGUAUGUCAAAUGGUCCAUGUUCAGGUAAUACAGGAUCUGUUCCAAGAUUGGGUAUAGAGUCAUUGUGUUUACAAGAUGGCCCAUUAUCAGUGCGUAGUGCUGAUUUAACAGAUGUCUACCCUUGUGGUCUUGCUGCUGCAUCUUCAUUUAAUAAAGAUUUGGCUUACGAUCGUGCUGCGGCUAUUGGUAGAGAAUUCAAGGAAAAAGGUGUUGAUAUUUGGUUAGGUCCAGUUUAUGGUCCAAUAGGUGUUAAGGCUCAAGCUGGUCGUAAUUGGGAAGGACAUGGCCCAGAUCCUUAUCUUGAAGGUGUGUUUGCGUAUUUACAAACUCUUGGUGGUCAAUCUCAAGGUGUUAUUCAAUCUGCAAAACAUUUAGUCGGUAAUGAGCAAGAACUUUAUAGGCAAACUGCUGCUGUAGCAAAUGCUGCUUUUGGAAUCAAAUAUAAACAUAACAACACUAAUGAGCUCAACUCUGAAAUUGAUGAUAGAGCUAUUCAUGAAACUUAUUUAUGGCCCUUUGCUGAGGCUGUUAGAGCCGGUGUUGGUUCAGUUAUGUGCUCAUAUAAUAGACUAAACGGUACACAUUCUUGUGAAAACUCGCAUUUAUUAAACUAUUUGUUGAAGGAAGAAUUAGGGUUUCAAGGUUUUGUCGUUACUGAUUGGACUGCCUUACAUUCUGGUGUUGAAGCUGCAAUUGCAGGUUUAGAUAUGGAUAUGCCUGGUGAACCAAAAUAUUGGGGCCCAAAUUUAACUGCUGCUGCUUUGAAUAGCUCCGUUCCAAUUGAUAGAUUAGACGAUAUGGCUACAAGAAUCUUAGCUGCCAAAUUUGCCAUUGGGGUUAAUAAUCCAGAUGGUCCAAAUUAUAGCUCAAAUACUUUCAAAACUUUUGACUUUGAAUUCUCACCACAAAAACAAGGUUCACAGAUUCAAGUUAAUAAACACGUUGAUGUCCGUACUGAUGAAAAUCGUGCAGUUUCAUUGAGAUCUGCUAUUGAAGGUAUUGUUUUAUUGAAAAAUGAAAAUGAAGCAUUACCAUUGAAAGGUGAAAAUGGUAAGCAAAUUGCAAUUUUAGGUCAAGCUGCAGGUAUCGAUUCAAAAGGUGCAAAUUGUGCAUUUGAAGGUUGUGCUGAUGGUGCUGCAGGAACAGGUUAUGGUUCAGGUGCAGGUACUUUCAGUUAUUUUAUUACACCAGCUGAAGGUAUUGGUCGUCGUGCUCAAGAAGGUAGAUUUUCAUAUGAAUUCAUUCCAGAUUCUUGGGAUCAAACUGCUGCUGUUGAGGCUGCUUCAUACGCUGAUGCUGCUGUUGUUGUUGCUAACUCUGUUGCUGGAGAAGCAUUGGGUGAAGUUGACGGUAACCCUGGUGAUUUGAACAACUUGACUUUAUGGCAUAAUGUAAUUCCAUUGAUUGAAAAUGUUACAAGUGUAAAUAACAAUACAAUUGUCAUUAUCACUUCUGGGGGUCAUGUGGAUUUAGAACCAUUUAUUGAAAAUGAAAAUGUCACUGCAGUUUUGUUCUCCUCUUACUUGGGUCAAGAUUAUGGUACUGCUUUAGCUAAAGUUUUGUUUGGUGAUGAAAAUCCAUCAGGUAAAUUACCAUUCACAUUUGCCAAAAACAUUGAUGACUAUGUCCCAUUAAUUGACAAUAUUACUGUUGAUGAACCAGCUGAUAAAUUUGAAACAUCAAUUUAUGUUGAUUAUAAAUACUUUGACAAAUACGAUAAACCAGUUAGAUAUGAAUUCGGUUAUGGUCUUUCUUACUCAAACUUCACCUUGAGUGAUAUUAAAGUUGAAACAAUCAAACAAUUUUCAGAAGAUCUUGAGGCUGCUGCCGAUUAUACUGAAUCAUAUAGAAACGAAAAUGUCAAUUUGAAGGCUGAAGAUGCAACUGCUCCAGAUGAUUUCACCUUAAUUGAAAAUGUUACAUAUCCAUAUAUCAAAGAUACAUCAUCUAUACAAUCAAAUGGCUCAUAUGACUAUCCAGAAGGUUACGGAACAGAACAAUUAAAGAGUCCUGCUUCAUUGGCUGCUGGUGGUUUAGGUGGUAAUCCACAAUUAUGGGAUCUUGGUUAUGUUGUCACUGCUAGUGUUAAAAACAAUGGUCCAUAUGGUGGUGGUUUUGCUCCUCAAUUAUAUGUUUCAUUUCCAGAUUCAGAUGAAUUUCCAACUCCUCCAGUUCAAUUACGUGGGUUUGAAAAGGUCUUUUUAGACAAUGGCCAUAGUCAAUCUGUGUCAUUUGAAUUGACUAGAAAAGAUUUGUCAGUUUGGGAUACAAAAUCACAAUCUUGGAAAGUCUUAAGAGGUGAUUAUAAGUUUUAUGUUGGUUCUAGUUCAAGGCAAUUGGAUCUAGUUGAAACAGUCACCAUCAACUAA
This is a messenger RNA of Hansenula ciferrii, 2607 nucleotides long. RefSeq names its product beta-glucosidase family protein (gene BGL4). Gene Ontology annotation, biological process: glucan catabolic process. NCBI's taxonomy places the organism in Eukaryota, Fungi, Ascomycota, Saccharomycetes, Phaffomycetales, Wickerhamomycetaceae. The transcript has a single exon. Gene Ontology annotation, molecular function: beta-glucosidase activity. The record is from RefSeq and is a predicted model, not a curated record. The coding region runs from base 1 to 2607 and encodes 868 amino acids.